This is a messenger RNA of Pelobates fuscus (common spadefoot toad), 3721 nucleotides long. It is a transcript of the gene XAB2, whose product is annotated as XPA binding protein 2. Gene Ontology annotation, biological process: mRNA splicing, via spliceosome; generation of catalytic spliceosome for first transesterification step. Gene Ontology annotation, molecular function: protein binding. The coding region runs from base 66 to 2579 and encodes 837 amino acids. The record is from RefSeq and is a predicted model, not a curated record. Lineage: Eukaryota; Metazoa; Chordata; Amphibia; Anura; Pelobatidae. Gene Ontology annotation, cellular component: post-mRNA release spliceosomal complex; Prp19 complex; U2-type catalytic step 2 spliceosome. The transcript has 19 exons.
CAGUGACGUUCGAUUCGUGCGCCGGUGGAACGUUGUGACUGUGUGUGGUUUAGCCCAGCAGUAACAUGCCGGAAAAGCAGAUCAUAUUAGAGGAAGAUGACCUCCAAUAUGAGGAGGAAAUCCUACGCAAUCCGUAUUCAGUCAAGUGCUGGCUGCGCUAUAUAGAGUGUAAACUCAGUGGGCCAGUUCAUGCUCUCAAUCUGGUGUAUGAAAGAGCCCUGAAGGAGCUACCAGGAAGCUACAAGUUGUGGUAUGCCUAUUUAAGACAGCGCAGAAAGCAAGUGAAGAGGAAAUGUAUCACCGAUCCAGCCUACGAAGAAGUAAACAAUUGUCAUGAGAGAGCCCUUGUUUUCAUGCACAAGAUGCCACGAAUCUGGUUGGACUAUUGCCAGUUCCUUGUCGAUCAGUGUAAAAUCACACGUACUAGAAGAACAUUUGAUCGUGCCCUGCGUGCUCUUCCGAUCACCCAACAUCACCGCAUCUGGCCACUGUACUUACGGUUUGUUCGUGCCUACCAACUUCCUGAGACUGCAGUCAGGGUAUACAGGCGAUAUCUAAAGCUUUCACCAGAAAAUGCAGAGGAGUAUAUAGAAUACCUGCGGUCAGUUGACAGGCUGGAUGAGGCGGCCUCCAGGUUGGCAUCCAUUGUCAACCAGGAUGGCUUUGUAUCAAAGGAAGGCAAAUCAAAUUAUCAGCUGUGGCAAGAACUGUGCACGCUGCUUUCUCAGAAUCCGGGUUCAAUCCGUUCCCUGGACUCUGCAGCCAUUAUCCGAGGUGGACUCACUCGUUUUACUGACCAGAGAGGCAAGCUGUGGUGUGCUCUUGCUGAAUAUCACACUCGAAGUGGGCAUUUUGAAAAGGCUCGUGAUGUCUACGAGGAAGCUAUUCAAACAGUUACUACAGUUCGAGAUUUCACGCAAGUGUUUGACAGCUAUGCUCAGUUUGAGGAAAGUGUCAUUGCAGCCAAAAUGGAGACCGAUAGCGAGAUGGGGCGAGAGGAAGAGGAUGACCUUGAUCUAGAGUUGCGAUUGGCUCGGUUUGAGCAGCUGAUAGAGCGUCGGCCUCUGUUACUAAAUGGAGUAUUACUGCGGCAGAAUCCACACAAUGUCCAUGAAUGGCACAAAAGGGUACAGCUGUAUCAAGGCAAACCUCAUGAGAUUAUAAACACAUACACUGAGGCUGUUCAGACUGUGGAUCCAGCAAAAGCAACAGGAAAACCCCAUACACUGUGGGUGUCGUUUGCGAAGUUCUAUGAGGACAAUGGACAGAUAGAUGAUGCAAGAGCAAUCCUGCAGAGAGCCACCCAGGUAAAGUACACACAUGUAGAUGACCUGGCUUCAGUCUGGUGCCAGUUUGGAGAAAUGGAGUUGAGGCACGAGAAUUAUGAUCAAGCCCUCCGCAUAUUAAGGAAAGCCACUGCUGUACCUGCCCGGAAGGCAGAAUAUUUUGAUGCUUCUGAGCCAGUCCAAAACAGGCUAUAUAAAUCCCUACGGGUCUGGUCCAUGUUGGCUGAUCUAGAGGAAAGUCUUGGCACCUUCAAGUCCACUAAGGCUGUAUAUGAUCGGAUUAUUGACCUACGGAUAGCGACUCCACAGAUAAUCAUCAAUUAUGCCUUGUUCCUUGAGGAACAUAACUACUUUGAGGAAAGUUUCAAGGCCUAUGAACGUGGAAUUGCUCUGUUCCGGUGGCCCAACGUCUAUGACAUCUGGAGCACAUAUCUUUCCAAGUUCAUUGCUCGAUAUGGUGGAAAAAAGCUGGAAAGGGCUAGAGAUCUAUUUGAACAGGCACUGGAUGGAUGUCCACGCAAGUUUGCAAAAAAUAUUUUCCUCUUGUAUGCCAAGCUGGAAGAAGAACAUGGUUUAGCUCGGCAUGCUAUGGCCUUGUAUGAGCGAGCCACUCAGGCUGUUGAGCCUGUCGAGCAAUAUGAAAUGUUUAACAUAUACAUCAAGAGAGCCGCUGAAAUUUAUGGGGUCACGCACACACGCAGCAUCUAUGAGCGAGCUAUUGAGCUAUUACCUGAUGAACAGUCCAGGGAAAUGUGUCUACGUUUUGCAGACAUGGAGUGUAAGCUGGGAGAGAUAGAUCGAGCUCGAGCUGUCUAUUCAUAUUGCUCUCAGAUGUGUGACCCAAGGCUGACAGCUGGAUUCUGGCAAACCUGGAGAGACUUUGAAGUGCGUCACGGAAAUGAAGACACCCUUCGUGAGAUGUUGCGUGUGAAACGAAGUGUUCAGGCCAAGUACAACACUCAAGGAACGUUUCUUGUAUCGCAGAGGCUGAGAGUGGAAGGAGCAGCCAGUGAAGAGUCUAGAGAGCCUGCAGAUGAAAUGCAAGCAUUAGAACAAAGGGCAGCAGCUGUAGCGGCUGAGGCUGAGAAAGAUAAACCACAGAUCAAGGAGCGGAUCCUCUUUGUCCGUUCUGAUGCGUCUCGUACUGAGCUGGCAGAGCUCACCCUUCAGACAAAUCCGGAUGAGAUCAACAUCGGUGAUGAUGAGUCUGAAGAGGAGUUAGAACCGGAUGAGGUUCAGCUGGAGCAAAAAACUAUUCCUUCAUCCGUCUUCUCUGGGAUAUCAGAAGACUGAGCCAUGAUGUCACUCACUUGCCCAGUUCGAUGCGGUUAUUAAUAAAGACACACAGAGACCAUAAUUCAUUCUCAUGGAUUCAUUUUAUAUACAAAUAAUUGCAAAAUCAUUUAAUAUAGAUAUUUAUAAUAAAUCUGUAUGUAUAUUAUAAAUACAAGGUGGGGUGGUGGAAACACUUAUCAGCUGUGGAGUCCAGACUCGCUGAAAUUAUUCCAUCUACCCUUCACCCACUUACCAUUAUUCUGGAGCAGUAAUAUAAAUAGUGUAUGGGUACAUCAGAUGUCAGGGGUGUUGCCUCGCUACACAGGGGCAGCACCAACAUCUAUAUUUUCACAUUAACCUUUUAAGUGACAGAACAAAACACAUAACUUGUAUUUUUGCAUUACAAUACCCCUCCCAUCUGUCAAAGAGUUAAGUAUCACACAAAGGGAAAUCAUAUUUCCCCCAAGGACACAUCACCCCUGCAUCUUGUAGCCAAGCGCUGUACACAUUAGAACUGAGCAUUCCGGUCAUGACACAUCAGGGGUGUGACCAUUUACUGGUACCCAAGGAUUUAGCCCUGAUUGGUGUGCAUAUAUACUACAUAGGUUGGUAGACAUUUUAUGGAAUUUGAGAAAGUGUAGAGUGCAUGAUGUAAUAUUUCAGACAAAUUGUGCUCUACAGACUCAGUUACUGGAAGGGCAUGGCUGCUCCUUGUAGUAGCGUGCUGCGGGCAGUGAAAACAAAGCUUUCUUACAACUGGGUAUAUUACAGAGGAGAGGGAAAAAAAAUCAAGUACAUGAACAGUUUCUCUUUAGGCAUCUUAAAAUUAUUUUCGGAAAACAAAGAAAAUCAAGCUUGUUAGUCACAAUACAGCUUUGUACAGAGCCACUCAUCUGUUUACCACGAAUUCCAUUAAGAAAUAAAUACAGGAAAAAUGUUUUAAAUUGUCAGGAAUGCCUAUUCAAAAUGUAAUUUUUCUUGUAUGUUGAAGCCUGAUAAUGUAAGGGCACUGUUCUUACAUUCUCUCUCUCUCCCCCCCCCCCAGGCAAACGCAAACCUCCCAUGCAGAAAUUUUGUACACUGUGCUAUGAUUUAUCUUUAGUGAGGUCACUGAAGCAGUUAUUCUAAAAUAAAGAUAUGUAUAAACCAUGUAAAAUUAA